Molecule: messenger RNA, 1332 nt
Organism: Drosophila innubila
Lineage: Eukaryota; Metazoa; Arthropoda; Insecta; Diptera; Drosophilidae
Product: solute carrier family 25 member 40
Exons: 5
Coding region: 1-1272 (423 amino acids)
Biological process (GO): mitochondrial transmembrane transport
Source: RefSeq, a predicted model, not a curated record
AUGCAAGAGGAGCCAAGGUCAAAGCAUGAUAAGAUCGAGAUGGAUGCGGAUGAGGAUGCAAUGCGUAUACCAACCUCGAUAUUGAUACAGGAUCCGCGUUAUCGCAUCAAGCCCAUGCAACAGGUCAUUUCGGCAUUGUUUGGUGGCCUCAUCACCACAUUUGUUGUGACACCGCUCGAGGUGGUCAAGACUCGUGUCCAGACACAGGCUCAGAAUGCGUCCAAGAAACGUAUGGUUGUAUCCAAAUUAUGCUAUGUUUUUCACAAUGGUCUCAUGGCGCAUGUUUGUAAACCGAAUGCCAAUGAUUGUGUGCAGAAACUUGGAGCCAAAGCAUCCAACUUGCGUCCACUGCGUGGUGCAAUGGAUGCCUUUGUCAAAAUAAUCUGCUCCAAUGGCGUCUCUGGCCUCUGGUCCGGAUUAAGUCCAACGCUCGUUUCGGCGCUGCCAUCGACAAUCAUCUAUUUUCUGACCUACGAGUAUCUGAAGCAAUCGUUUUCCAAUUUGUAUAAAUUUUGGCAAUCUCCCGACCAGCCGAUGCCUUCCAAUGUCAAUGCCACAGUCGAGGGCAAUAACUUGGUGACAACAAGCCAAGUUCCAUAUACAGCGCCAUCUAUUGUGCCCAUGGCAUCGGGAAUCUGUGCACGCACAGUGGUUGUGACUGCUAUCACGCCACUGGAAAUGGUGCGCAUUAAGAUGCAAUCGGGUUACAUCACAUACACCGAGCUGUGGGUGGUUAUUCGUUCGCUGAUUAAAUCCCAUGGCAUACUGGGACUCUGGCGCGGUUGGCCGCCCACUGUUAUGCGGGAUGCACCAUUUUCGGGUACUUAUUGGGCUGCCUACGAGUCCAUGAAACGUGUCUGCAACGUCACGGAGCCGACAUUCUGGUUUAGCUUUGUCACUGGAGCUGCAGCCGGCGCAUUAGCCACGUUGGUAACAAUGCCCUUCGAUUUGGUAACAACGCAUACACAAAUUGAGCUCGGACAAGAUGUGCUCUACUCGGAUUCAUCGGGUCAGGCUAAAGGUGGCGCCAAUGCAACCGCCGCCUCCUCUGCCGCUGCAACUGGUUCAGGCAAACAGUCGUCGGUGAUAUCACGCAUAAGCAUGAUUUAUCGUCAGCAGGGUAUAAGGGGUCUUUACGUUGGUGUCCUGCCACGUAUGUUGCGCGUGGUGCCAGCCUGUGCGAUUAUGAUCUCGACAUUUGAGUAUAGCAAGUCCUUCUUUUUCCACCACAACCUCGAUUUGCAAGAAGCCUCAUAUCGACGAGCUCAUUGACGCGCCAAGAAUGCCGGAGACAAAGUCACAAUUAAAUAAGAAUCCGCAUCCAAAUCCAAG